This is a messenger RNA of Blastocystis hominis, 1614 nucleotides long. RefSeq lists its product as hypothetical. NCBI's taxonomy places the organism in Eukaryota, Bigyra, Opalinata, Blastocystidae. The coding region runs from base 1 to 1614 and encodes 537 amino acids. The record is from RefSeq and is a predicted model, not a curated record. The transcript is spliced from 10 exons.
AUGAUAGUUAAGUAUUUAGCAUUCAGAAUGACGGCUAUUGGUUUGCUAAUGUUGGAGGAUUUGGAUCGCAGUCAGAUCACGUUCGUUUUCCUGUUACAUAGAACGCAGCGAACGAAAAACAACUGGCGCAAUUACGAGGGUUCUACUACCUCUCGAUGGCUAAAUCAGUUUGAGAAUCGCACCGUCCGAGCUAGCGACACUCAAGUAAUCUACACGAUUCACCUUCCCUCCUUUACAAAAAAAGGGACUUAUUUCGAUGCCUCCAAAUACGCAGCACUGCUCUCCCACCUGGGAGUCAGCAUUGUCCACCUGCUUCCUCUCGAAGCCAGUCGCUGCGACAGUUCAUCGACCAUCGAUCUUUCUUGUUGGUACCAUUCCCGCGUCAUUUACCCGGGAAUCCCUCACCCCGAUCUCGGCUCGGUCUCCGAUCUCCACGCCUUUCUCGCCAAGCUCAUGCAGUUCCAAAUCAGCGCCGUCGCCGAGCUGGACCUCGCCCACUUCACACACGACUCGGACUGGUACAACUACGACGGCUCCGCCACCAGCCAAUCAUUUGGCGCGCUCUUCGGCGUGUCUCCCGUGUAUUCCUACCGCGACGAGACCUGCAGCAAGCCCGACUUCCGCACGGGCGCCGCCUCUCAGUUGGUUCUGAGCUCGAUUUUGAAUCGGUACGUGUCGACGUUCGGGCUGCACGGGUUUUGGAUGAAAGGAAUGCUCUGUCUGCGGCUGGACGGAGCGAGCUGCGAGCAGGGCGUGGGCGCAGACAACGAUCACGUCAUCAGUUUUCUCCGCGAAAUGGCCAAUCGCGGAUGGACGCUGCUCGGAGAAGACGGGAACGGGUUCGUCCAAGCCGCUACCUCGCGAAUCAAGGACAUCACAGCGCCUAUCUCGCAAGGCGGACUCGGUUUCACCGCGCAGAGCAAUCUCGCGAAAGGCGAACUUUUGGUCUCCAUCGUUUUGCAGAAGCCAAUCCCCGGACUCGAGCUCGUUCGAUUCAUCGAGGGCUUCGCCGACUUCUCCGCCCGGCACGUGCUCGCUCUCAACACUCCCGAGACCAUCCACGUUUCCACGGUUUCUACGAUUGAGUCGUCUUCUUCUCCUCCACUCCGUCUUCCUUCUCGCUCCCGGCUAUCUCCAGAUCUUCAUGGGUUUCUACGUUUCCACUUUUUGAGCGAGGUCGGUUCGUUCAACGAGGCUUCGAUGACCUGGGAAUCGAGAGGUCCUCGCUUUGGCGUGUUCAAUUACACGCGAACGCUGCUGUCUUACCGCGUCUCGCGCGCUCUUGUGCCGCCCUACGCGCCGUCGCUGUACUUCAACGCGAAUGACACGGUGUUCGCGCUGUUGCUGAAUAAAAAAAUGGAGCGCGCGGUGAUCGUGAUGAAUACCGCGGCAAGACCCACCAAUGCUUCAGUGGAGAUUGACUUCCCGCCGUCGUUUUCGGGGAAGUGGACGCCGGUGAUCAAGUCCGAUGGCGCGGAGAUUUUUGGCGGCAAUCCGUCGAAGGGGGAUGAGGUGGUUGUAGGGAAAUGUUUGAAUCAGAUGGCGCAUAAAUAUAUGCAGUGUGCGAAUGUAACAUUGGGAGCGUUUGCUUUCCGCAUUUAUGAAUCUUAUUAG